Molecule: messenger RNA, 1386 nt
Organism: Cryptomeria japonica (Japanese cedar)
Lineage: Eukaryota; Viridiplantae; Streptophyta; Pinopsida; Cupressales; Cupressaceae
Product: probable ADP-ribosylation factor GTPase-activating protein AGD11
Exons: 3
Coding region: 241-726 (161 amino acids)
Molecular function (GO): GTPase activator activity; phospholipid binding
Source: RefSeq, a predicted model, not a curated record
UUCGAGAGAAGAUGCCAUGCUGCUUCAUUUCAAGCAUGUCUAGAACAAACAAAUCAUCUAUACGGCUGAGCGCGUCACAUGACAUUGUUCUUACGUCGUUUUCUUGGUGCAUCACAACUGGAUAUCGUUAACCACUACUAUUAAUCUAAACACAUCGGCAACAUCGAUUAGUUUAUUUAUUUGAAUCGAAAUUCCUGUCAAGAAAUUAGAUCUCUGUAUCCCAAAACACUUGCAGAACAAAUGGCAGAUGCUGUAGCUAUUCUCAAGCUUCGAAUCAUAAAGGGAACCAAUUUGGCUGUUCGUGAUUUGUGGACCAGUGAUCCUUAUGUUGUUGUCAGACUUGGCCACCAGAAAGUGAAGACCAGGGUUAUAAAAAAGAACCUGAAUCCUCUCUGGGAUGAGGAGUUGUCCCUGUUUGUACCACAAUCUCAACCCCGCGUUCUCAAACUGGAAGUGUUUGACAAGGACCGGUUGAGCAGAGACGACCAUAUGGGUAAUGGUGAAGUGGAUCUGAGGGAUCUUGAAAACGCUGCGGGAAUGCUAAAGACAAACCCAUCACAAUCUUUGGCAUUGAAGAAUAAGGAGGGUUCACCAUGUAUUAAGUGUGUGGAUGGACAUGUGGUGCAGGAAGUCUGUUUGAAGCUUCAUAAUGUGGAGUCCGGUCAACUGGAUCUGCACAUCAAAUGGGUUGAUCUCACUGAUAAAUCCCCAAUUUUGUCUUCCUAGGAAUCUAUACCUCUUUUUUAGCAGAUCAUGAAGAGAAAGAGAUCUAGGGUUAUUGCAUAAUAAAUGAAUCUCCUGUGUUUUUUGAAUACACAACAUCUGGGACAAUACGUCCAAAUCUCCAAACAGUGUUAGAUGAAUGGUUUGACAAUCAAUUCUAAUGGGCAUCUUUAGAGGAAAAAUGCUGUCUGUGAUAGAUACCUAAUCCCCUGUUUUAAAUAAGGAAAGGAGUUAAAUCGCUGAUACGGAUGGUUCUACUUUUGAGAAUUAGAAUAGCAUCAUGGAGGUUGAGUUUCCACAUUUUACUGUAACUACUACCUGUAGACAUGUACAACUGAGUAGACAUGUACAACUGGAUCUGGAAAAGUGGUGGGGUCAUGAACGAGAAAGAAGGUAAAAAACAAAAGUGAAACAAUCCCAUGUGGAAGAAAAUUAUGAGAAAGUACCCCCACCUUUGUCCAAACAAUGUACACAUGAAGUCCACAUCUACUCAGGAAUUAGUCAUGUCUCCUGCAUAAGUUCUAUCCAACCUUCGCAAUUACCCAUUUCAUGUACACAGUUUUUUUUUUCAUUGAAUAGAAGCUGAAAAUUGUAAGGUGGGGAAGAAGGCAGUCACAUGAGAUUUUUAAUUAAACUUAAUAAUUGGGGUUUUCAUGUGUACAA